UAAAGGACCAACCGCCAUCUAUUUGCGUGCUAAUAAAAACAUAGUUCACAUUCAGCUUGUCCGAAGUAAUUUCCAUCGGAAGAAAAUCGUGUGUCCGGUCUGGUGAAUUGGAAAAAGACUAACUUCUAUAAUUCGACAUGAACACUAUCGCGGUAUUACCGUUGGUCCUUCUGGCGGCCGUGUUCUCCGGUACCACGGGAAUCGAAUUGCCGAGCAGCUUCAGGAUAUGCAAGAGAACGCUGCCGGAACAGGAGUAUUACAAGUGCGUCUCCGAAUCUGCCAGAGACGCAGUGGUCUCUUUGGCUGGAGGUCUGAAGAGCUUCAAGAUCCUACCGAUCGAACCGUUGGCAGUGGACAGCGUGAAGAUCGGUGAAUCCCAAGGAUCGGUCACUUUGAGGCAAGAAUAUCGGAAUAUCAAGUUACACGGCCUCACGAAGCAGCUCGAAGUGAAAAAUUACCGCAUCGACUGGGACAAGUGUUUGUUGACGUCCGAGUCAUACAAUCCUCAGGUGGACUUUGUCGCCGAUUACAGAAUCGACGGAAAGAUAUUGUUGUUACCGGUCAAAGGAUCCGGGAAAUCGAACAUUACUAUGUACGACUUGAAAACACAAAAUGAAAUACACUGCGAGAAGUACCAGAAAAACGGAGAAACCUACAUAAGGGUGACGAAAUAUGACGUGAAAUUCUCCCCUGGUCGAGUAACGUUACGAUUUGACAACCUAUUCGACGGCGACACUAUUCUGGGAGAACAAAUGAACCGUUUCAUCAAUGAGAAUUCCGAUUUACUGUUCAAAGAGCUUCAAGCACCGUACGAGGAAACGUUCGGUCUAGUCUUCGCAAAAGUGGCAAACGACAUAUUUAUACGUGUUCCAUUCAACAAAAUCUUUCCACUAACUUAAAUCAGAGUAGAUCUUCACUGCGUAUUUCUAAUCCAAUAGCACAUUAUCUUCCGUAACCGAAUGAGGACCGAAGUUUUCAACGUGCCAAAACUUUGUAUAUAUGUGCGUGUCUGUAUAAGUAUUAAACGGUACUGUACAAACUCCUAAACAAUAUACAAUAUUGCCAUUGUCACCAUUAUUUAAUGCAGAUUCUUCUUCUCACGAACUUUUGAUCGACGUCUGCGGAUCCAAUGUGGAUAUUAAUUAACUAUUGAAUUGUGCUUUUAUAAUUCGUCGUAGAACUAUUAACGUGACACUUCGAUCUGUUGAACGAAUUUGAAUACGGAGAAAGUCAUAGCCUACGUAACAUGUAUGCAACAACAUUAUUUAAAUUACUCCUUGUUGAUAAGUUGUUAUUAAGAUAUCUAUUGAAUAUUAUAAAACAGAUCGUCGUUGGUCUCAAAAGAUUGCUGAGGACUUAAUACAUCGACCCAAUACUGCAGAACUCCAGAAUUAGUAAAAUUAUUUAUGCCUGUAUUAACACACACCCUUAUGGAGCGGCAACCCUAACUGUAACAUAUUUCGAUCGCAUUAACACCGCCGAACGGGCAUCAAUUUUCUUUGUCACGCAUUAGAUUUGAAGUUCAAAGAACGUACAUUAGUACUCUUUAGCGGCUGGUAGCCAGUAAUUACAAGAACAUUGUUAAAAUUACAAUUGUUAGUAAUGGUUCUUAUUGAGUAUCGUCAUGCAUACCCCGUUUAGUUCCCUUUGGACAGCCCUUAUACCAUUACGCAGACAGCUUUCAUCUUGACAAAGCAUUCGAUUUGAAGCUUAAAGAACGUAGAUUAAUCCCCGUAUAUUGUUAAUAACAAUAAACGAC
Messenger RNA from Dufourea novaeangliae, 1759 nucleotides. It is a transcript of the gene JHBP-1, whose product is annotated as protein takeout-like. The coding region runs from base 138 to 899 and encodes 253 amino acids. The transcript has 7 exons. Lineage: Eukaryota; Metazoa; Arthropoda; Insecta; Hymenoptera; Halictidae. The record is from RefSeq and is a predicted model, not a curated record.